AUGGAGGAGCAUUUCGUGUUGCGGUUACCACCGUCGCUAGCUUCGCGGAUGGACCGCGUGCUGCGGGAAGACCCCACCGCCGCCGCUGACACUGCCAUGGAACUUUUCUUCCAAGCUGACGGCCGAACGGGCUCCUUUGUGAUGGGCGGGGAAUCUUUUUCCGCCUCCUUAUUGGACCUGCCAGCGGUUGUCGAAUCGUGGAAGACGUACGAUGAUAACUCGCUCGUCAAAACGGCCGACGUGGGGCAGAUGAUUGUGGUGAGGGAGCCAUCGGAGGCAGAGCGACCCAUUGAGGGACCGGAAAGCCGCAACGGCCUCACCCCGCCCAUGCGCGACGUGCGGAGGCGACGGUUUCGACGGGAGCCUGACCUCAAUCCGGAGAUAGUGGAGGAGGUGGAGGGGGAGCUACGUGGAAUCAUGGCGGGAGGAGCAGCCAAAGAUGUGGAUAUCCCUCUCAGCACACUUGCUCUUACCCUCCCUCCGCACACUCUCUUACCCUCACUCCGCACACUCUCUUACCCUCACUCCGCACACUCUCUUACCCUCACUCUGCACACUCUCUUACCCUCACUCCGCACACUCUCUUACCCUCACUCCGCACACUCUCUUACCCUCACUCCGCACACUCUCUUACCCUCACUCCGCACACUCUCUUACCCUCACUCCUCACACUCUCUUACCCUCACUCCGCACACUCUCUCUUACCCUCCAUACGAACAAUCUCUAUUGCCCUCUUUCGCACACAUCCUCUCUCAACCCUCUCUGCAUUGUAACACUUACCCUCUCCGCAAAAUUUGUCUUACCCUCUCUUUGCACAGUCUCUCUUACUCUCUCUCCACACGCUCUCCCUUACUCUCUCUCAGCACAUUUGGAGCUUGUUAG
Messenger RNA from Closterium sp. Naga37s-1, 882 nucleotides. Lineage: Eukaryota; Viridiplantae; Streptophyta; Zygnematophyceae; Desmidiales; Closteriaceae. The record is from the annotation of a GenBank genome assembly.